AUGUGCCGCACCGUCAUCAUUUUCAAUGUUCAUUGUGAGCAUGAGCAUGCCGAGAUACAGAAGUGUUCCGAUCUCCUAGCUAGAGAGCUGAAGCGGGACCGAAAAGGCUUCUUCUCGAAGAUGUUCAGCUCGCCUCCCAGGAACUGCAGAAGGCCACAGCAGACUCGAGACUGCAACAAGGUCCAGGUAUGUCCUGACUGCGCUUUUCGCGGUAUUACUUAUGAGCAACUCAGAAAAGACCGCGACAGCGCCCAGCGAAGACCGCCGCGCCCAGUCUAUCGGCACCAGACAGACCUCGACAUUGGUAACCCCAUUUCUCACCCGAACCUUCAGAGGAGUAAUACCAGGCGCCGACCUGCUGACCGAAGACCGCAGGGCCUAGAGAGGAGCAACGCCGUCCAGUUCCACGGCGAGGCUCCUCGGCUGCCCAACGUCAGAGCCACAGCCAUAUUUCGCGAGCCGGAGAACCUCCACCCUGACACGCUUCGCCAGUACCUUGGUUCUUCGGGUGUCCCAUUUGAGGACCCCAACAUUGCUGUCUUCGAGGAAUCGCCGAUAUACUCGUUAGCGAACCGCAGGCUUCGGGGCCGUUCUAAUAGCCGCCGGCAUCUGCCAAACACACCACAUCCGCACGACAAUGGUUCCUUUGAAUACAUGGACAGGCCGUUGCCACCUGCUCCUCUCAGGCCCCACAGAGCGACGACAAACUCGACGUCCACAUCCAGGCCACCGCCCGCCCCUAGUCGCUCUUUAUCGCAACGCUACGCCCAGUCAUCCAGCGAGCGGCAGCCAGACUCCAGGCGUGCUUCCUCGCAACGUCCUUCCCAGCCACCCAACAACGAGCGGCAGCUAGAGCUUUGGCGCUCUUCAUCACAACGCCCAUCCCAGUCAUCCAACCAGCAGCUAGGUCUCGCAAUAUACGUACCGCAGAGCCACCCACAGAGCCCAUCGUACCAUCGUGGGAUGCCGACCGACAAGGAGCUGAAUCGGAUGAGCAUGGAGAUCGAGUCGGUUGAGAGUGCAUGGGUCAAUGCGGGCAGGAGGUCUUCCCAGCAGCGACCUGUUGACCGCCAAUCCAUGGGUUCCCUGACCGCUCCACGCCGCCAUCGCAGCCAGAGAGACGGUAAAUAUGCCUGA
Molecule: messenger RNA, 1137 nt
Organism: Pseudogymnoascus destructans
Lineage: Eukaryota; Fungi; Ascomycota; Leotiomycetes; Thelebolales; Thelebolaceae
Exons: 1
Coding region: 1-1137 (378 amino acids)
Source: RefSeq, a predicted model, not a curated record